Molecule: messenger RNA, 1818 nt
Organism: Aspergillus affinis
Lineage: Eukaryota; Fungi; Ascomycota; Eurotiomycetes; Eurotiales; Aspergillaceae
Product: Zn(II)2Cys6 transcription factor domain-containing protein
Exons: 6
Coding region: 1-1818 (605 amino acids)
Biological process (GO): regulation of DNA-templated transcription
Molecular function (GO): DNA-binding transcription factor activity, RNA polymerase II-specific; zinc ion binding
Source: RefSeq, a predicted model, not a curated record
AUGGUUCAUUACGAUUCGCGCGCUCAGUUCCCUGAGGAACCGGGGGAGAAAGAGUCGCCGGUCAAUGUCAGUCGAGCCUCUCGUCAGACGCGGUCCUGCAAGGUCUGUCGGGCCCGCAAGGUCAAGUGUGACCGCGUCAAACCCUGUCAUGCAUGCUGCGCCCAUGGGUACCCGUCGAGAUGUGUCUACGAAUCGAUACCGGAUGAGGACCUCGAGCCCAUUACCCAGGCCGAGGAGAUACGUCAUUUGCGGACGGAGAUCCGUGAGUUAACGGUGCGACUAAAUAAUCGCGAGCACCGCAACCGAGCCCAACGGGGACUUGCUGAGCUCCAGGAGCUCUUCGACACCAUCCGUUCCGCCCCGCUCAAUGUUGUCGAUCACUUUAUCGCGGAUAUUCGUGCCUCUCGUGGGGAAUUAGAGGCUGUCUCGACCAGUCCCUGGGAAGGAAUACAAGGACACGAUGGGGGCCUAGUCCCACGCCUCUCAUGUGAGAACUACGAUGAAAAUAUGGAUGACGAAGGCUAUGUCAGCAAUCGGUCUGGCCACAUGGAUUUCAAUCGGAGUCCAUCCGAGGAGUCUGACGGCUCGUCUGUCAGUUCGAUGAUAUGUAUGAGCUCGACGCGACCAAUGCUCGAUAUCUUUAUCGAGCGAUUCGUCGACGCUUUCAGCCCGGAGGUAGGGGUCAAAUCCGGCCAGGCAGGAGCCUUGCGACGCGCGGCCGAAAUUCGCAUGUUCUCACCUAUUCUCACCGACGCGUUUGAAACUGUGUCAGUGGCUUUCUUCGGUCGGUCUAUUCAAGACAAGGGCAUCGAGGCCUCGGGUUUCCGCACUUAUCCCCGCGUUCUACGAAGCCUUCAGGAAGCCUUACAAGAUCCGGAGCGUAGUAAGGCUGAAUCUACUUUGGUGACAGUCAUUCUUUUGAUGGCCUUUGAGAGUGUUGAGCGUACUACCCAGGGAUCAUUGUCGGCACACGUUCAAGGUGCAGUACGUUUGAUUGAACAUCGAGGCCCUGAAAACCACAUCUACGGUGUUGAACACUUGCUAUUUACGGAGCUUCGUCCAUAUUGGGUUGGAGCUUCACUCGUCGCUCGCCAGCCAUCGUUCCUGGCUCGGGAAGAUUGGAAGACAGUCCCCUGGUCGGCUGGUACGACUAAAAAGGACAUUCUUCAUUACCUCCUAGAUCUGACGGUGGAGAUACCGGCCCUAUUAUCACAGCAUGAUUCGCUCCAAGCCGACCUAGAGUCUGGGGUCAUGAUGAGCGCACACGAAACAGCGGUUAAGCAAACUACGCUGUGGAAUAGCAUUGCGGAUUUGACUUCUCGAUUUCUGCAGUGGAAGAUCACAAUGGUCGAUAAUUACCCUGAUGGUCCGCCGAAAGAAGUUGAGACCGAACCCAAUGAUCAAUUCCCCACUUUUUACUGUCGGGAUUUGCGCACUGGUGCCACAAUCAAACCCACCAAAUUCGCGUAUCCAAACCUACGUCUGGCCCAAACGAUGUGUUUGUAUUAUUCUGCCCGGCUUGUCUUGUCCUCGGUGGACACCCGACCGGAUCGCGUUGGCCCGGUUGAGCAAUAUGGCUUGGGAUGUGGCAUCUGCCGGAGCUUGGAAUGGUAUAUACUCACUGCGCCGGGAAACAUGAUCAAUCGUCUAGCUUUCCCUGUCCGGGUGGGGUGGGAAGCUUUCCCCGAUGGUGGUCCUGAGCGCAAGUUCAUGUACGAGGUGCUAAAGCUGGUAGAAAAACGUCAUGCGCUGGGAUUGUGGGGAAGUGCGAUGCCCGAGCUGUCCGUUCGUUCUGGCUCACCACCUAAAGCAGCCUAG